UCAUUACAAAUGAAAACCGUGGGAUUUAUAGAGCGUCCCAUCCCACCACGAUGGCAUACAAAGUGCAAGUGCACACGCCCUGGUCGGUCUUCACUGUGCAACUUCCUUCGGAUCAUGGAGAACGUCACCGUCACCGACGCCGCGGACGACGGCACGCCGGCAAUGGAGCUGGCGCGCAAUCUACCGACGCUGGUGGCUCAGCUGAAGGCUCUACGCGAGGACAUGGAGCGCAAGUCCAAGCUCUACGACGCGCUGCUGCACGCGGCCGACGGUUGCGAGCCAAAGGUCGAUCGCCGCGCUGCGUCCUCGUCCUCGCUGGACCAGAGCCAGAGCGGCAUGCGCGGCAGCAUCUUCACGCCGUUCGCGAACUCGCAGCUCGACCCACGGGCCAGUCAGAUGACGCUCGAGGACCUGUCCGCGUUGGACGCAGCACUGGAUGACACUCACUAUUCCAACACUUUGGUGAGUCGCCAGUCGUCGAUUAUGAUGCGACAGCAGCAAAAUGGGUACCGAUACUCUCAACGAGGUCGACCGCAACCUCGUCCGUCGUAUUCGAUGUCCCAAAUGUCAAUGGGACGCGUCGGACCGGACAAGUACACGGUCAUGUGGGUCAGUGGCGAAUGUGGCAUCUCACUCCGUAAUUUUUCACGGAAAGACAAUAAAGUGGGGGCUCAGAUUGCAGUCUUGCAACACGCAGACGGCGUCACUACCGGUAUCAGCAAUUGCAGGCUGGGAGAUCAACUGGUGAGUAUCAAUGAUGAACGAGUGGAUCAUUUGAAAUUUAGAGAAAUCGUCGAGAAAUUGAAAACUACGCGACGUCCGAUCAGUUUGGGAUUUAGAACGAACCAGAAUGUACAGACGUCACCUAAAGCAGCAUCGUCGCCGACCGGCAGCUUUAGCAGCACUAACGGGGCUUCCAGAUCGAGUAACUUCUUUUCACGUGGGUCGUCCAGGUCGAAGAAGCCGUCGCCUUCUACUGCAGACAGACACUCGGUGAGCGGAGGCAGCUACUCCAACACGAACGCCUUCUUCGACGAUGACGAGAGUAGUGAUAUUGUGCACGAGACUAUUGACCAUCCAGGGUAUGGAGACUUAACGAACGCCCCGCUGUCGAUUUCUAGAUCGAUUAGCGCUGAUGCAGUCACCCGGUCCAGUACCGGUGAUGGUUUAGCUAUGGUGGACCGUUCGACGACGACAUCGUUGCAAUCGUCGACGUCCACACUGUCAGAGGACGUUGAGAUGUGGUGCAGGGAGCAGGAGGAAAUGCACAGCGACAUUAUCGUGUUGCUGACGGAGACUGUCAUGCGUUGCGAGAAGCUCCAGCAGGAGAAUCUGGAUCAGCUACAGAACCUAAUGCAGUUGUCUGUCAGUAGCCCACGCCCCAGUGACAGGAGUAGUGUGGCCUCUUCCUAUGUGGGGACGGAGAGAACCAGCAAGCCGGACCACCAAGAUGUGCUAGACGUGGACGCUGUAGCGCCCGCAGCAUUGGCAAGCCCGACUGCGACGUCACCCAAGGCGACAUCACCCAGAGCGUAAAGCGCCCAAGUCACCCGAAAACUUGGGCGAAAAGGCUAAUUGGGUGUGAUUCUGGAGAGCAGGUCCGACAAUUCCUACUUCAGUCUACAUAUCUAUGAUGAGGCGUGCCGUUUUGAUCCAUAGUUCAAGGAACUCGCGUAAUGUAAAUGCGAUCACUUCAACGUAGAGCUUUGCACGGCAUGACAUAGACAUUGAGGAAGGAUAAAUAUCAUCUACCUAGUGAAUAAGAACUUGCAUGUUGGUUUAUUGACGCACCGG
This is a messenger RNA of Phytophthora nicotianae INRA-310, 1794 nucleotides long. RefSeq lists its product as hypothetical. Gene Ontology annotation, molecular function: protein binding. The transcript has a single exon. Bases 10 to 1536 code for a protein of 508 amino acids. Lineage: Eukaryota; Oomycota; Peronosporomycetes; Peronosporales; Peronosporaceae. The record is from RefSeq and is a predicted model, not a curated record.